AUGUCUCCUUCAUCAACAGCACAGCAGACCUCACGGCACUUUGCCACGUCGUCGCGCGUUCACCCUUCAUACCUGCCCUACCUCCAGGCGCCAAAACCACCCAAGGUGGCCAGGUGGAUUCCUCCAGCCGUCGCCAUCGCAGGAAUAGGCUACGGCGUCUCCAAGUUCCAGCAGUCGCGGUCCCUCCGCUCAGCUGCGCAAAAGGCAGACGAGGCGGACCGCAAGCGCCGCGACGACCUGAUGGCCGACGCGUAUGGCGACAGGGGGAGCCUCGAGGCCCUCGAGGAGGCGUGUCGUGUCUACGAGGCCCAGCAGCAGAGGCGGUGA
Messenger RNA from Pyricularia pennisetigena, 327 nucleotides. RefSeq lists its product as uncharacterized. The transcript is spliced from 2 exons. The coding region runs from base 1 to 327 and encodes 108 amino acids. Lineage: Eukaryota; Fungi; Ascomycota; Sordariomycetes; Magnaporthales; Pyriculariaceae. The record is from RefSeq and is a predicted model, not a curated record.